This is a messenger RNA of Cryptococcus amylolentus CBS 6039, 2047 nucleotides long. RefSeq lists its product as hypothetical. The transcript has 7 exons. Gene Ontology annotation, molecular function: GTPase activity; GTP binding. Lineage: Eukaryota; Fungi; Basidiomycota; Tremellomycetes; Tremellales; Cryptococcaceae. Bases 43 to 1998 code for a protein of 651 amino acids. The record is from RefSeq and is a predicted model, not a curated record.
AUUUGUGACUUGGAAGUGCAUCUAUCCAAUCCCAGUCACACCAUGCCGCGCAAAGUGCCCAUCUCAAACAAACGCCGCAAGGAGCAGCUCCUCGUCAAGCGCGCUCUCAAAAGAGGCGACAUGACUGCAGAGGAGCACGACCAGCUUCGCUCGCAGCAAAAGCUCAAGACAGAGAAGAAACGCCCAGGCCAGGUCGCCGCUCGCUCCGAUGCACCUGUAGAUGCCAGCUCGAGAAAGCUACAGUCCAAGUUCAUUGCUUUGUCCUCGGACUAUGUGGUGAGGACUCGAGAGCUGGCCUAUGCGCUCCCUCUGCAACGACCAUUGCCAGCGUCAAGUGCCGAGUUUCCUCUUGGCGUGCUCGAGGACAGAGACCCUGAAAGACGUCUCACUUGUCCAGCAAGACCUAAAUUUAGGUAUGGCCAAACGAAGAAGGAAGUGGAGAAGAACGAGGAAGGUGUGUUCAAAAAGUGGCUGAAGGGGGUGGAGGAAGUUGUGCAAGAGUAUGUCGAUGGAGAAGAGGAACAAGUCGAAACAGAAGACGAGACUUUCAGUCUUCCUCGAGGGCCAACUUGGUUUGAGACCAACCUAGAUGUGUGGAGACAACUCUGGCGAGUCACUGAAUCGUCACAAGUACUGCUGCUUCUCAUGGACACUAGGUGUCCCCCUCUACACUGUCCGCCUUCUCUACGCACCCACCUCCAGUCUCUCAGUCCCAACAAGGAGAUCAUCUUGGUGUUGACCAAAUCUGAUCUGGUCGAUGCUAAAGCUUUGCAAGGGUGGAAGCAGUGGGUCAAGGGGUGGUGGGGACAGGAAGGCGUUCAGGUCGUCAGUGUGAGAUCGUACGAUAUUGAGCUCUUGCGAGAGGGCAAAGGGCGUCACAAGCCUGACAUUCCUCAACAGUCCCUCGACGAGCUCAUCUCGGCUCUUAGAGCCGCCCACGAGCGCCUUCUCCAGCCCCCAGCACGAAUCCGAGACGACCCCGAGAAGCUGAAAUCGUGGAAAGCUCCCACCCGCCCUACUGUCGACUGGGCUGCAUUGAUUGAAGAAAGCGAGGUCGUACUCUCUCUGAAAAAGGAAAAGAAGCAAGUCGCUGCCGAAGCUGCGCAAGAGGCGGAUGGGCCAGAGGCAGAAACGAGCGGAGAAGGGUACAGGAGGGACCCCGCUACAGAACCUUUUACGCUGGGCUUGAUAGGCCAGCCCAACGUUGGCAAGUCGUCUCUAUUGAACGCGUUGUUGGGUGAGCAAAAAGUCAGGGCAAGUAGGCAACCCGGAAAGACCAAGCACUUCCAGACUAUGUUCUGGGGCUCAAAGAAGGAAGUCAAGAUUGUCGAUUGCCCAGGUCUGGUUUGUCCUUCUUUGGCUGGGUUGGAGGUGCAAGCCUUAGCUGGUAUCAUUCCCAUCUCCCAGAUCCCCUCCCUCCCCUCCUGUCUCACCUUUGCCUCCUCACACCUCCCCAUUGAAACCAUCUUUAAGGUACCUCGCCCGGCUCCAGAGGACGAUUCCUUCCAGACAGAGGUCAAAAAGACGUAUAGGCAUGAGUGGCAGGCAGAGAGGGCAAGAAAGAGGGAUGAGGAGCGUAAGCAUAGAUGGAGCGUUGGCGGUGUGUUGGAAGAAAGGGCUAUUGAUAAAGGAUUCAUGACUGCCAAGGGCGGUAGACCGGAUAUUAAUCGCGCAGCCGACGGAAUGAUGCGAGCACUGGCAGAUGGCAAAGUCCGUUGGGGUUUCUACCCACCAAACACUUCUGGCAAGGAAGGUGCAGGUAUUUGGCUGGGUGAAGAUGUUGACGAAUCUGGGGCUGCUGACGUGCCGAGCGCGGAAGAGGAGACGGCGGAGGAAGACGAGGACGAGGAUGUGGAGGAUGGUGAAAACCAAUCUGACGAGGAAGAGCUUUCAGGGAGUGAAGAGGACGACAAGGUGCCGAUGAAGCAGGCCGGGGGAUUCUUUGCGGCUUUGGAGAUCAGCGAAGGCGAAGAGGACGAGAGUGAGGACGAGGAGUAGACCGGUGCUGAGCGCUACCAACAACGAUCAUGAUGCAGACAAUGGCAUG